CUGCACUAUGGUCAGUGGCAGCGAGAGUGGGGCAUCUGGACUAUGGUCAGUGGCGGCGAGAGUGGGGCAUCUGCACUAUGGUCAGUGGCGGCGAGAGUGGGGCAUCUGCACUAUGGUCAGUGGCAGCGAGAGUGGGGCAUCUGCACUAUGGUCAGUGGCGGCGAGAGUGGGGCAUCUGCACUAUGGUCAGUGACGACGAGAGUGGGGGCGAGAGUGGGGCAUCUGCACUACGGUCAGUGGCAGCGAGAGUGGGGCAUCUGCACUAUGGUCAGUGGCAGCGAGAGUGGGGCAUCUGCACUAUGGUCAGUGGCGGCGAGAGUGGGGCAUCUGCACUAUGGUCAGUGGCGGCGAGAGUGGGGCAUCUGCACUAUGGUCAGUGGC
This is a messenger RNA of Lottia gigantea (owl limpet), 381 nucleotides long. RefSeq lists its product as hypothetical. The record is from RefSeq and is a predicted model, not a curated record. The annotation marks the transcript as partial. The transcript has a single exon. NCBI's taxonomy places the organism in Eukaryota, Metazoa, Mollusca, Gastropoda, Lottiidae.